AAAAUGAAGAGGGUUUUAGAGACAAAGGAGAGAGAAAUGUGGGCCCCAUCGCCACCGCCCAUGGGCACCCCCUCACCGCACCACCACCAUCAUUCCCAAUCCUUUGACCUAACCCUAACCCCAACCCCAACCCCAACCCCAACCCCCAAAUACCAAUACUUACCUAGCUAGCCCCCCCCCCCAACACAUAAACAUAAUCCCCCCUCUCUCUCUCUCUCUCUUGCUCUCUCUCUCUAAAUUAAGGAAACUGAUUGAUGUUAGAAGCUAGCUAGCUCAAGAAGAAGAAGAAGAAGAAGAAGAAGAAAAGAGAGAAGAGGAUCAUAUUAAUUCAUACGAGGAUAUAUAUAUAUGGUUGAAUCAGCCGAAUUAAUCUUGGUCUUUGUUGGUGAAGGUUGAAUACAAAUUUCUCAAGCAAAGGAAAGAAAGAAAAAAGCUUAGGUCAAAUUAUAGUUGUUGUAGGUAGAGAGAGAGAGAGAAGCGAGAUAUGGAUCAACUAGCUCACGGCCGCCCUCUGCCGCCGCCGUUCCACGCGAGAGAUCUCCAGCUCCACCACCACCACCACCAGUUCCAGCAGCACCCCAACCCCGACGACGAGCAGAGCGGCAACAACAACAACAACAACAACCACUCAUCCCUCAGCCUAAAGCGCGACCGCGACGAGAGCUACGGCAUGAACGCGGCCAACUCGGACGGCAAGGACGACGCGGCGGCGCCCGCGACGAGCGACCAGGGCGAGGUGUCGCGGCGGCCGCGGGGGCGGCCGGCCGGGUCGAAGAACAAGCCGAAGCCGCCCAUCAUCAUCACCCGCGACAGCGCCAACGCGCUCAGAUCCCACGUGAUGGAGAUCGCCGGCGGCUGCGACAUCCAGGAGAGCAUCUCCACCUUCGCCACGCGGCGGCAGCGCGGCGUCUGCAUCCUCAGCGGCAGCGGCACCGUCACCAACGUCACGCUCCGCCAGCCCGCCGCCCCCACCUCCGUCCUCACCUUGCACGGCCGCUUCGAGAUCCUCUCCCUCUCGGGCUCCUUCCUGCCCCCGCCCGCGCCCCCCGCCGCCUCCGGCCUCGCCAUAUACCUCGCCGGAUCGCAGGGCCAGGUCGUCGGCGGCACCGUGGUGGGGCCCCUCCUCGCCUCCGGCCCCGUCGUCAUCAUGGCCGCCUCCUUCGGCAACGCCGCCUACGAGCGCCUCCCGCUCGAGGACGAGGAAUCCGCCGCCGCCCCCGUCGGCAGCGGCGGCGGCGGGGGGCAGCUCGGCUCGCCCGGAAUCUCCGGGCAGCAGAUGAUGGGUGAUCCCAACGCCGCGGCGGCGAAUCUCUUCCAACAGAAUCCUCAGAAUCUGCUGCAAAUGCCGGCGGAGGCUUAUUGGGCCACAGGUCGCCCUCCAUUUUGAAAAUCCUAAUCAAAACAUGAUGAAUUUUCUUGCAAAUUCAUUUUGCAUUAAUCAAUCUCCUUUUUUUCUUUUUUCUUUUUGGGUUAAUUAAUUUCUGCUAAGAGUAGUGUUUCUUUUCUUGAAUUCAUGGUUGGUUUCAUCUGCUUAAAUUAGUUACGAAGCAUGCAGCUUUCAAAAUCCAGCAAGGGAUGUAUAAAUUCAUGAAUUCUUUUGUGCUACAUUUUCAUAUCAAAUUACCAUCCUUUUCUAUCA
This is a messenger RNA of Salvia miltiorrhiza (redroot sage), 1639 nucleotides long. Its product is annotated as AT-hook motif nuclear-localized protein 24-like. The record is from RefSeq and is a predicted model, not a curated record. The coding region runs from base 485 to 1387 and encodes 300 amino acids. Gene Ontology annotation, biological process: vegetative to reproductive phase transition of meristem. The transcript has a single exon. Gene Ontology annotation, molecular function: DNA-binding transcription factor activity; minor groove of adenine-thymine-rich DNA binding. Gene Ontology annotation, cellular component: nucleus. NCBI's taxonomy places the organism in Eukaryota, Viridiplantae, Streptophyta, Magnoliopsida, Lamiales, Lamiaceae.